AACAUCAUGGUCUAUUUACUACAAUGUCCUGGCUGGCAAGGGCAUGAAAGAACGUAGUUAGAUCAUUUGCUGGAGUCCAUCCUAUAAAAGCGGGUUACUUCCAGCAAAACAACAAGACAUCAUAAUGGAGAACUUUGUACACGUAGUUAUCCUAUUACUGUUAUCGACAAAGCUGUAUCUACAAGCUGAUGCUUUGGCUUGUGAUAAAGGGGAAUGGCAAUGUGGGAGUGGACAAUGUAUCUCACUUUCUUGGAAAUGUGAUGGAGAAGAAGAUUGUGUCGAUAAUUCAGACGAAGCAAGUUGCAGUAAGUUGCCCACAAAAAAAUGUUCUGACUCAGAAUUUGCAUGCAAAAAUGGCAGAAGAUGUAUACCGAAAGCAUGGACUUGUGACAAAGCAAAUGAUUGUGGUGAUAACAGUGAUGAAAGUACAACAGAUGGACCAAAAUGCACUGCGAAAUGCCCAUCAACUGAUUUCCAGUGCAACAUUUCAAAAGUUUGUCUAGACAAAGCUCGUAAAUGUGAUGGCCGCAAAGACUGUGGUGCUAAUGAUGAUUCUGAUGAAAUUGGAUGUGUAACAACAUGCAGUGAAGAUGAGUUCACAUGUGGGGAUGGCAGUUGCAUCUCAAAGAGUUGGCAUUGUGAUGGUGAGAAUGAUUGUGCUGAUGGUGCAGAUGAAAAAGGCUGUGCUAAAAUCCGGUGUCCAUACAGUUAUCAAUUUCGUUGUGGAUACCAUGGAUCUUGCAUAUACAAGUCUUGGACCUGCAAUGGCUACGAAGACUGCACUGAUGGCAGUGAUGAGGAUGAAGCCCUAUGUAAACCAAAAUGUGGAGCAAAUGAGUUCAAGUGUGGAGACAAUAAAUGCAUUGAUGCAAAGUUCAAGUGUAACAAAAUAGCUGAGUGUACAGACAAGAGUGAUGAGAAGGAUUGUAAUACACAGCAAUGCUCAAGUACACAAUUCAAAUGUGUUUGGAGUGGACACUGUAUAGAUAAGACAAUAUGGUGUGAUGGAAAAAGUGAUUGUGUUGAUGGAUCUGAUGAACAAAGAUGCCCAUUAACAACUAAAAUGACCACAACAAGAAAAACUACUAAAGGAUCAACAACACCCAAAAAAUGUGUCGAUAAUCAUUUUAAAUGCACAAAAAGUGGCAAGUGUGUCCACAACUCAUGGCUUUGUGAUGGAGAAAGAGAUUGUGCUGAUGGUGAAGAUGAAGCAAAAGAGCUUUGCGAAAAAAGAACAUGUAAUCCAACACAAUUUGCCUGUAAAAAUGGGAAAUGCAUUCUGGGGCAUUUAAAAUGUGACGGUAUGAACGAUUGUGGGGAUAGUUCUGACGAGCAAGAUUGUCCAACUCUGAAACCUAUAGAGUGCACUGGUGAAGCAUUUAAGUGUGGAAAUACUUCAAAAUGUAUCAAUAUGUUGCAAGUUUGUGACGCAAAAAGAGAUUGUGAAGGUGGUGAAGAUGAACCUGCUGAAUGUGGUAAAAAUGAAUGUCAAGAUGGAAGCCACAGCUGCUCACAAAACUGUUUUGACCAGAAGAUUGGCUACAAAUGUACCUGCAAUAAAGGUUUUCAGCUGGCUUUAGACAACAAAACUUGUGUCAAUAUAAAUGAGUGUCAUCAGCUUGGACAAUGCAGUCAGAAAUGUGUUGAUUUCAAAGGAUCGUUUAAAUGCUUAUGUAAUGAUGGGUACAGACUUGAUGGAGAUAUGCGAACCUGCCGUGCUUCGGGCUCAUUGGCAGAACUUGUUAUUGGAAUGCGUUCAGAUAUUCGCCAACUGCGAGCUGAUGGACAGCACUAUAAAGCUGUUGUGCAUGCAAGUUUCGUUGAGGUUGUAAUGUCUCUGGAUGUUGAUGUCCAAGGGCAGUAUGUGUAUUUUGCUGAUAUGGGAAACAAAUCGAUAGCAAGAGCCUCAUUGAAAAGCUCAGACCACUUUGUACAUCUGGUCAGGAAUGUCGAGAAACCAGAGGGCAUUGCAUACGAUUGGAUCUCAAACAAAGUAUACUGGACUGCAACUCAUCCAAAAUAUCAAGGAGUCAUUGAAGUUAGCAAUGCAGAUGGUACUAGUCGGUCGGUGUUGGUGUUCAAAAAGGUUGAUGAGCCAAGAGCUAUUGCAGUGCAUCCUUUGAAACGUCUUCUGUUCUGGACUGACUGGGGCAGCCGUCCUCGCAUUGAGCGUGUGAGCAUGGAUGGACUGCAGCGACAGGUUAUUGUGAACUCAGAGCAUGUAACCUGGCCAAAUGGUCUAGCUGUUGACUAUGAAGCGAACCGCCUGUACUGGGCUGACAGCAAACGAAACAACAUUGGUGCUUGCAACCUGGAUGGAACAGGGCUUUUCAUAGCUGUUAAAGAUGUUCCCAAUCCGUAUGGUUUAACUGUUUUCGAAGACAGUGUAUACUGGACAAAUUAUAGGCAAGGUCAAGUCUUCCGUGCAAACAAGUUCAAUGGAGCAAACAAGUAUGAAUACCAAGAUGGCUUUUUUGCACCAAUGGAUGUGCAAGUAAUGCAUCCAUUACUACAACGGCAAGUUUCCAAUCCUUGUGCAUCAAAUAAUGGUGGAUGCAGUCACUUAUGUUUGCUCAGCUCCGUGAAAAAAGAAGGAUACUCUUGCGCAUGCCCGACAGAUAUUAAGAUGUUUCCAGAUGGAAAAACCUGUGACGUUGUUUAUCCGACAACCACUAAGGUUUUAACAACAAAUCAAAGACUACAAACAACCAGCUCAACGGGUGCAAAAGUAACGACAAAUAGCAUGACGUCACGAUCAACGGGAGCUUCAACUACUGUAAUUUCGACAAUGAAAGUAAAUUCGAGUGUUAAACCUGAAAUAACAACUAAACAAAGAAAUAAUAAGCAAGGUUGUCACGAUCAUGAAUAUUUCUGCCAGAAGUCAAAAGUUUGCGUUUCCCAAACCAAGCUUUGCGAUGGCGUCAGCGACUGCCCUUUAAAUGAAGACGAGGAGCUUGAUCGUUGCAAUUCCGUUGAACUUGCGGCAUCAAAGAAGAAAAAGAGCUCCAGCAGCACCCCAUUAAUCGCAGGAGUUCUCGCGGGGAUCGCUUUUAUCGUGCUAUUAAUUGUCCUGGUUGUUUUGCUUGUGUUCAAACGCAGAAGGAACCAAGCAAACCUUAGCAUUACGUUCCAUCCAUCGGAUCCUGAGAAGCUUGCAGUCCAAACAGUAAAAUUCAGUCCGAAUGGAACUCACAAGAAGUCUGCUAACAAGAACUUCGAGAACAUAAACUAUGCUCCUGCCAGUGAAACUGAGGAGCUCAUUCCGGACCCCGGACUCAUGAAUGUGCCGGACGAUAGUUCGUCUGAUAACGGUAGUACAUGCGACGAAACGAAGCCGGUCAUGAAUCACCAAGAGUCAAACUCUAGCAACAGCCUGGAGUGUUGACAGGCAGAACGACUUAGUGUAACACGCAACCAAACACCAAGGAUGUGAGCUCUUCAGGCCCUUGCCUUGCUAGCUACUAGGCUCUUUUUCAUUACGAACCUUGUUGUUAGCGAACCCUUCAACUCCAUAUAUGCUCAAAAUUAAAGAGAAAAUUCUUCUAACAAAUUUGUGCUUGAAAACCUAUUUAAAAUCCUCCAUAACCCGAUUGAGAGAAAACCUAACUGAAAGAUCAAUAAAGUAAAGUAAUAUUAUUUGGUCUAAUUGAAAUUUUGGCUUCACUUAAAAAACACUAAUUUAUCUAGCAAUUAGUACCUGAAAUACAAUAAUCUAUUCAACAUAUUCAGGACAAAUUUUUUUGAGUCUGUAAAAAUUUAGUCAAACAGUUUGUUUUUGUGCAUGCAACUGUGUUAGGUUCUAAAAAAAAUCGAAGCGUGUUAGGGGUUAUUCAUUUGCAGAAGCUGUAUACUAACUUCUUCUCUUUGCCGGUCUUAUCGUGAAAAAUGUUAAGUUAUUUGCCACUUUGAUAUUUAAGCAUUUCCUUGCACCUUAUCAUGUCACUCCCUUAUUUCGCUUUCAGUAGAAAUCAAAGCUGCUGCUAAUAUUCCUUUUAUGAGGUCAAUUCUAAACAUCCUCUAUCUUUUCCUAGUACCAAACUCGCUCCUGCCCCCAGUAUAAAGUGGAGUUGCUCCUGCCCCCAGUAAAGCAGUGUUGUACUUCCUUUACAAGCCACCAAUGCCCCUCGCCUUAAGGAAUAAGAACUGGAGUGUAAGGACAUGCGCUUUGCAGUUGUUCCAGGACGCCCUGUGUUUGAACUCCUACGAGUAACUGCAAGCAGCAAUAUCUUUUUCUGUGUACUUAGGGUAUUAUGCUAUCUAUUUUCAUAUUUGUUGUUGUUGUCUUUGUUGUUGUUGCUGUGUUGGUGAAUGCUUCGCGUUAAUUUGCAUCCUGUAGACACGCUCUUAUUUAUGGUUUCACGCAGCCUUCAAGUAGUCUUUAUUUAAUACUCGCUCGUCAAUGAUCAUUUAUUAUAUGUCUUCGGAAAUUUAAUGAAACAUAGCCAGUGACAGCUUAAUUAUUAACUCUUAUGACGUGACGUUUCGUCAUCUUGUCUUGCCCAACCGAACUUUACUUCAAGAUGGGGUUUGAGAUGGGCUACACAGUUGAAUCUCGUCAAGUCGUAUCCCGAUGCGGAUAACUCUGACUUUCACAAAGUCGGGCUGAUUUCAAAUCCCAUUGGUUUUUCCUUCCUUUCUCAAGUCAAAAGUCGUAUCCCGGACAUCGGACAUUGGCUAAGUCAGACCAUUUCCUUACCCCCCUUGAAGGUCCGACUUAACGGAAUUCAACUGCAUUCAUCAUCUAUUUUUCUGUUGUGGCCUUGUCCAGUGUAAAGAACGAGACGAAACUUCUUCACUUAGGUAACUUAUAGUUGUAAAUAUGUAGAAAUUUUUUAAUACUCUAGAUGAAUGUUAUAAUUAAAAGAUAGUGAUUCGCAACUGAGUCGACGGCAGGGUUGUGCUAAAAAAGAUUUUCUAUUCCCCAACAAGAUAUCCGCAAGCCACGGAUAUCCCCAUGUUCCUAAGGUGGAUCCCCAUGUUGCUAAGGCAUCCCCAUGUUGCUAAGGUGACAUCCCCAUGUUCUUAAGGCCGCUCAGUUGCGCAUCGAAGUAUCAAGUUAUUUUCUCAACAAGCUUUCACGUGUAUAAUGCGUUCCAACGUUCUGUUGUUAGUUAGGUUGAGAGAUUAAAAUUUUGAUUGAUGCCCUCUCCCAUCGCUUCAUCCAACUGUUCAAAUGACCACUCUUUCUCUCAAUUUUCAUUAUUUGUUGUGUUAAAAUCGUUGUUGUUUCAUUGCUUAGAUUUCCAGCGUGAAUUAACCUAUGACUUUGAAAACCAUUCGAAUUUAAAAAAUUCAUAUUUUAUCCCUGUUUUUCGUUAUGUACAUAAAAGUGAGUGAUAAAAAGAAGAUAUUAUUUUAAUACCAAUUUUCAUUUUAUCUUUAUAUGAAACCCCACUAAAAGCAUAGAUUUCAAAUCUUUAUCCCCAAACAUCGCUUCGAAGUCUGUCCCUCCUGUGAAUGAAUCUGUAACCAAAGUAGAUCAAUGGUUGUAUUUAAUGCUUGUCCGGACGUAGUGAACCUGGAUACGGAAUAUGAAAUCCACUGGAUGUCAUACCUGCGACAGGGCUAACCCUGACGCUAGACGACCGAUGAUUCGCUAUUUCACUCUAUCUCUUCCUUAGCAUGUAUGACAUGCAGUUCACCGGAUUAUGUUAUCAAUAUUCGCUUAGACCGCGUAUUUCAGAUUCAAAAUUGUAUCUAUAGUAACUGUCAUUUUCAAUUUUGAAUUAGCUGCUUAACGAAUUGAUACCAUGAACGCUAUAUGUGUUUAAUUUAAGUUAAAAAUCGCAUAAUUACUGCAUUGUGUGUAAAACCACUUGUAAAUAAUGUUACUGGUAUUGAAAAUGGAAAA
Molecule: messenger RNA, 5851 nt
Organism: Rhopilema esculentum
Lineage: Eukaryota; Metazoa; Cnidaria; Scyphozoa; Rhizostomeae; Rhizostomatidae
Biological process (GO): receptor-mediated endocytosis
Cellular component (GO): signaling receptor complex; plasma membrane; apical plasma membrane
Molecular function (GO): hormone binding; calcium ion binding; low-density lipoprotein particle receptor activity
Source: RefSeq, a predicted model, not a curated record